This is a messenger RNA of Triticum aestivum (bread wheat), 1320 nucleotides long. RefSeq lists its product as uncharacterized. Lineage: Eukaryota; Viridiplantae; Streptophyta; Magnoliopsida; Poales; Poaceae. Bases 593 to 1006 code for a protein of 137 amino acids. The transcript is spliced from 2 exons. The record is from RefSeq and is a predicted model, not a curated record.
GUUUAUAUAUUGACUCUCAAAAAUCUUUAGGGGUAUAGUUACAUGAUCAUGAGGCACUCCAAGCUAAACAUGAUGGCCAAAAUCUAAAUAGAAAGCAUGUCUUGCUAAAUUAUGAGUUUCCACAUUACUCUGCCUGCUUUCAUUUUUUCCUUUUUGAGGAAUACCUGCCAUGGGUAGAAUAUACCAGCACUCCUCAAAAUCCUUCAUUAAAGCCCCGUUCGGCAACACUCCAGCUCCCGACUCCGUGGAGCUGAAUCAACAAAAAAAAAGAUGGUUCAUUUUUGAGGAGCAGCUAUUCUGUCGCUCCUCGUUUCCAGCAUCGAGCGGAGCGGAGCGGAGGGAGUGGUCCGUUUCCGAUCGGGGCCUAACUCUCUCUCUCUUCUUUUUUUUGCAGGAGGACGCGCCGCCGAGUAGCGAAGAUAAGAGACGAGUGGGCCUGAUUUUUCUAUCAGCAGAGAAAAACCUGGGCCACUGAUCGGCAAUAGAAUCGAGAACCUUCCCUUCGCCGCCUAAUCUGCACUCACUACAGACUACACCGGCCCAGAGGACUCCUGCAAACCCAUCAGCGUCACCCGUGCUCUGCUUCAAAGGAAUGGCGAGCCCAAUGGUGGGAACCCCAAUCCGCCUCAGCAGCCUCAGAUACGCCCCUCCUUCCCCAGCACCCAGGGGACGAUUCGUGGCGGCGAGGGUGAGGGCGUCGGCGGAGGCGAUGGCGACGGCGACGGAGAAGCUCGGCGUCAGGGUGGAGCGCAACCCGGCCGAGUCCCGCCUCUCCGAGCUCGGCGUCCGCCAGUGGCCCAAGUGGGGGUGCGAGAAGAGCAAGUUCCCGUGGACCUACUCGGCCAAGGAGACGUGCUACCUGCUGCAGGGGAAGGUGAAGGUGUACCCGGACGGCGAGGAGGGGUUCGUGGAGAUCGCGGCGGGGGACCUGGUGGUGUUCCCCAAGGGCAUGAGCUGCACCUGGGACGUCGCCGAGGCCGUCGACAAGCACUACAAGUUCGAGUAGCCUGCACCUACAGCGCUGCACGGCCGGCCGCUGUGCUGCCUGCUGCCGUUGCUAGCACUAGACUGAGGUAUUUGUAGCCGGAUUGUGUUGUGCUCGAGUGGAUCUCUUCUCUUGUGGUGAAAUAAAAACGCCAGGCUAGGAUUGUGUUUGUCCCGGGCUCUGGAAGCAAACCGUGUAUCGUCCGUAUUUUGUUUCUUACUAGUAAGUACUAAUUGCCCGUGCGUUGUAACUGGGGCACAUAGACAUGUCGCUGAAACUUCAGUGCGUUCUUUACAUAAUAACUGUGAUUUAACAUAAAAAGGCUUUUUACCAUC